AUGGAUUCCAAGCGCCGCAAGACCGGCGACCAGGAUGUCAGCGCGUUGAGGUUGGCGUCGCGCCAGAAAUACCUUGCCGAACGCGAAGCGCAACAACUCGCCCUACUCCGCCGCCAGGUCGCCGAAGAAGCAGAAGAGGAGGCGAGGCUGGGCAACAAGCUGAGCGAGAGAGAAAGAGCAGAGUUUAAGAAGAAUCGUCAGACCCUGGAGCUGGCCGAGGCGCGCAAUGCCAUCGACGAUUCCCGACUACAGGAUGGCUUUCAUUUUCAAACGGACUCGGAUAACCCCCUCCUGGAGGGUACCGCGAGUAAAAACGACGUACUUUAUCGUCGACACAACGACGCGUACGACUCCAGGCCUCAGCAAGAUGUUCCAGAUGCGUACACGUCAGGUCCACGUAUUCCUCAGGACCAAGACUACGAAUACGUUUUCGAUACAGCUAAUGAGGUGCGCUUCACAGCGGAGGAUGUAGCUCGCAUGGACCCUGCCAAGCAAGCUCUUGAAGCUCAACUCGAUGCCGCGGAGAAGCGAGUUUUGUCAAUCAAGGAAACCCGCGAAUCCCUUCCAAUCUUCAAGUAUCGACAGGAGUUACUCGAUGCUGUGGCCAACUACCAGACCCUCGUUAUCGUUGGGGAUACUGGGUCAGGAAAGAGUACGCAGACGCCCUUGUAUCUUCAGGAAGCGGGCUACACAAAGGGGGGUGGGAUGAUCGCAAUCACACAACCUCGACGAGUUGCGGCUAUGAGCGUUGCCAAGCGCGUAGCAGAAGAGUUUGGCUGCAAGGUUGGCCACGAGGUCGGAUACAGCAUUCGUUUCGAAGAUCAGACUGAUCCGCAGAAAACGGUCCUGAAGUUUUGUACGGACGGAGUGUUGCUUCGUGAAAUUCAAACCGAUCCCCUUCUAUCGAAGUAUUCUGUAGUCAUGAUCGACGAGGCACACGAAAGGUCCAUUGCUUCUGACCUUCUGCUUUGUCUUUGUCGCGAAGUUUGUCGAGCCAGACCGGAAUUCAAGCUCCUCAUCCUCUCUGCGACCAUCAACGCCAGCAAGUUCUCCGAAUACUUCGAUGGCUGUCCCUCCUUCUACGUGGAAGGGAGAAAUCACCCGAUCGACAUCCGCUACACAAUAGCUCCAGAAGCAAACUACCUAGCCGCAGCAUGCACGACUGCUUUACAAGUCCAUCUUGCAGCUGAUCUGCCCGGGGAUAUCCUUAUAUUUCUUACUGGCGAAGAAGAGAUCCUAGCUGCUGUCGAAAAUCUCGAGACAACUAUGAAGAAACUCGGGAACAGAGUUCCAGAGCUCAUCGUGCGCCCCCUCUAUAGCGCACUUUCUAGUGAGGCUCAAGCCAAGGUCUUCGAGGAAACGCCUCGUGGAUCGAGGGCUUGCAUCGUCUCAACGAAUUUGGCUGAGACAUCAAUCACAAUCAACGGCAUCAAGCACGUUAUCGACUGCGGAUACGAGAAAGCCCAAAGUUACGACCCUGUCAGCAACGUUAGUUAUGCAUACCGCCUGUACACGAAACACGCUUUCUACAACGAGCUCCCCGAGCAGACAGAGCCCGAGUUGCUCCGUAGCAACCUCGAUAGUGUCAUUUUGACCCUCAAAGCGCUGAACAUUGACAACCUCCUCGAGUUCGAAUUUUUGGAUUCCCCACCAAGUUCUUCUGUAAUUCGAUCCCUGGAACAGCUCUACAGUUUGGGCGCAUUAGACUCGACCGGGAGGCUGACGCGACUGGGGCGGAGGAUGGCAGAACUGCCGCUCGACAUCAAGCUUUCGAAAGCUCUACUUGCGUCAGAACAUUAUAAUUGUAGGGAGGAAGUGCUCAGCAUCUCUGCUAUGCUCUCCGAAAGUACCAGUCUGUUCAUAAGGCCUCGAGACAAGAAGGUAGCAGCUGAUGCAGCAAGAGCGAGGUUUGCGAGCACCGAGGGCGGCGAUUUUAUGACCUACCUCAACAUUUGGAACCAGUACGAGGAAAGCGGCUUCGAUAGUCGUUGGGCUACUGAGAAUUUCCUCCAGUGGCGAUGUCUCAGUCGGGCCAGGAACGUUCGCGAUCAGCUCCAGAAUCUUUGCGACCGCGUUGAAGUACCGUAUUCGAGUUGUGGCAGCACAGAUCACGUCGCAAUCCGGAAGUGCAUAACUUCGGCCUACUUCGUCAACGCUGCUAGGCUCGCGCGUGAUGGGCUGAGUUAUCGCACAGUAUCGAACAACGGAAUGACGGUGUUCAUCCACCCCUCCUCAAGCUUGAUCGAGAACCGGCCAAAAUGGAUUGUCUUCUUCGAAAUCGUAGAGUCAUCCAAGACUUACGUACGAUCCGUCUUACCCAUCCAACCAGAAUGGCUGGUCGAGGUGGCACCUCACAUGCACACUGAGAGCUCGAUAUCCAAGCUCGGCGACAACAAGAAGAUGCCCAAGGCGACAGCGAAGAUGCUCAAGGAAAGAUAG
Alternaria viburni is the source of this 2439-nucleotide messenger RNA. RefSeq lists its product as uncharacterized. Gene Ontology annotation, molecular function: ATP binding; RNA binding. The coding region runs from base 1 to 2439 and encodes 812 amino acids. Gene Ontology annotation, cellular component: intracellular anatomical structure; catalytic step 2 spliceosome. The transcript is spliced from 5 exons. The record is from RefSeq and is a predicted model, not a curated record. Lineage: Eukaryota; Fungi; Ascomycota; Dothideomycetes; Pleosporales; Pleosporaceae.